AUGGAAUUCUCAAUUACUGAAGAAAUGCUAUCACGCGUUUCAAAUUGUGCGACGGCUAGAAACGAUCCGCCGGGUAGUUGCGAUUACAAAUUCGACGGAUCUCGCGAUGCACAUAAGGCUCAGGAAUUCGUAGAAAAAAUUGUUAUCUACAAUAAUUACGAACAAAUCCCUGAUGAAAGAGCCAUCCGCGAGAUGCCUUUGCUAUUGACAGGUGAGGCAACAGUAUGGUGGAAGGGUGUGGAAUCGGAAAUCCACACCUGGACGGACGUUAUCACCAACCUGCAGGAAUCAUUCGCACCCAUACGCCCGGACUACUUAAUUUUUUCGGAAUUAUUCGAGCGUCAGAAGGAGAAAGAGAACGUAGACAAAUUCAUAGCGCAUAAGCGAGCUUUGUUCGCGGAAUUGUCAACGAAGACAGUGGAAAGGACGCAAAUUGACAUGAUCUACGGCCUCUUAACCUUAAAAUUAAGAAAAUGCGUUGAUCGAAGUAGCGUCAACACAUUUAACGAACUACUGACAAGGUGUCGAACGGUGCAGCAGAAUAUACAGGAAGCCACAUCGUUGCAAGAAACUAUAAAGUGUUCGCACUGCAGAAAAUUCGGACACGAAAAAGAAGACUGCAGAAAACUUGUGCAACAAAUGCCUCAGAGAAAACCGCUAAUUGAAAAUCAGCUAAUUUGCAUGUGGCUGCGGAGAAAAGGGUUUUGUGCGAAGUAA
Ctenocephalides felis (cat flea) is the source of this 717-nucleotide messenger RNA. Its product is annotated as activity-regulated cytoskeleton associated protein 2-like. Lineage: Eukaryota; Metazoa; Arthropoda; Insecta; Siphonaptera; Pulicidae. The coding region runs from base 1 to 717 and encodes 238 amino acids. Gene Ontology annotation, molecular function: zinc ion binding; nucleic acid binding. The record is from RefSeq and is a predicted model, not a curated record. The transcript has a single exon.